Paramecium octaurelia is the source of this 1183-nucleotide messenger RNA. The record is from the annotation of a GenBank genome assembly. Lineage: Eukaryota; Ciliophora; Oligohymenophorea; Peniculida; Parameciidae.
AUGUUUAAUUGCAUUACGGUGUAGACAUUACCUCCAGAGCAAAUUAAAUCAUUCUAAGUACCCUUGAAUUUCCAGGGGGUCUAAGACAUAAAAACAAAGUGUGCUUAAUGCCUGAAUUACGAUGUUUAACUUUUUUUAGACAAAGAAUGUAAAUAAGAGAUUGACUCAUCAUUAAGACUCUGCUAAGCAAGAUAAACAAACAUUAUUUAUGCAAAAAGAGUUGAUUUAACAUAUGACUCUUCCUAUUUUCCAAAAGUGACUUGUUGGUUUAAAUAGGAUGGAAUUGAAUUGAAUAUGGGAGUGAUAUUAAACUCGGAUUACUCAUUCGAUGAAGUAAUACAACUGUGAUCUCUAGGUAUUGCAAGAAGCCAAAUAGAAAGAGAUAAUAGUAAAAAUGCCAAAUUCUAUCAUAGUGACAGACCUUGAUCAAACCAAAAUCUUGGCAUCCAUGAUACAAAUGCAAAUGUUGAAACUAAUCAGUCCCUCAGAUACGGAUCCUCAAUUAUUAAUACACUUUACUACAACUGGGCAGGAACCAUAAGUUCAACUACAAUAAAAGAACGGUUUCCCUCAAUUUCAAUUCCCAUAAAACCCAAUUCGACCACAAGGCAAUUAAGGAACUCUCUAACCAUCUGGUCUAUAAAUUAAAAAAAAUUAAUUCCCAAUUUUUUCAUUAUAGAGUAAGCCUUAAAAUAAAUUUAAUAAUAAUAAAGUACAAAUACAAGAGAGUGUAUUUCCUCCAUCCAACUUUGAAAUUCAAAAAAGGUAAUAACCCCCAAAACCAUAACCAUUUAUGAAUCCAUUUGUGAAUCCACCAAAUAACACAGCGACAGUUUUCAAAACUAUAGAUUCCCAAGUUUUUCAAUAAAAAGAUCAAAACAAGGCGAAUGAUAUUGCAUCCUUAGAAAGGAUGGCCUUAAAAUGUGUUGAAUAGAAAAUACAUGUUGGUAAGUUUAUUUUAAUAAUUAAUGAAAACAGUGAUUUUGUCACCUAUCAAUGCAGUUCUCCUUAGUUAUCUGGGUAUUUUCUAUAAGUUAAAGGCAGAAAUGCUCCUUUAAAAAAUGAAUAAUAAAUUAAAUGGGAAAGUAAAUACGGAGUUUAAAUAGCUGAUAAUGUCGGUAAAGGGUUUAUAAUUAAAUGGAAGAAUAAUACAUACAAUUCCUUAACAAUAUAUCUUAUGUGA